AUGCCCAUCCGAGAUUUCCAUGAGAAAUACCUGGGUCUACCUGCUUAUACUGACAAAGACAAACAACAACUGUUUAGUGAUGUCAAAGAAAAGAUCUGGAGACUAAUGAGAACUUUGAAUGACAAGCUUUUCUCGGUUGGAGGAAAGGAGAUUCUCCUCAAAGCUGUGGUUCAAUCCAUCCCUACUUAUCUUAUGAGUUGUUUCAAGCUCCCAAUCACCAUUUGCAAUCAAAUUGAAUCCAUGAUGUCAAACUUUUGGUGGGGAUCUAACGAGAAUGGCACUAAAAUCCAUUGGCAUAGUUGGAAACUCUUAUGCAAGAAUAAGUUUGAAGGGAGUAUGGGCUUUCAAUCUUUUGUACAUUACAAUCAGGCGCUUCUAGCCAAGAAAUCAUGGCGGCUUCUUGAUAAUCCUAACUCACUUUUGGGUCGGUUACUGAAAAGUCGAUAUUUUCCUAACAACAGUUUUCUAGAGGCUCCCCACGGUCACUCACCUUCCCUUACUUGGCAAGGCAUACUCCAUGGAAGAGAAUUUUGA
This is a messenger RNA of Cannabis sativa, 534 nucleotides long. RefSeq lists its product as uncharacterized. The transcript has a single exon. NCBI's taxonomy places the organism in Eukaryota, Viridiplantae, Streptophyta, Magnoliopsida, Rosales, Cannabaceae. Bases 1 to 534 code for a protein of 177 amino acids. The record is from RefSeq and is a predicted model, not a curated record.